Molecule: messenger RNA, 1482 nt
Organism: Pyricularia oryzae 70-15
Lineage: Eukaryota; Fungi; Ascomycota; Sordariomycetes; Magnaporthales; Pyriculariaceae
Product: cytochrome P450 3A19
Exons: 5
Coding region: 1-1482 (493 amino acids)
Molecular function (GO): heme binding; oxidoreductase activity, acting on paired donors, with incorporation or reduction of molecular oxygen; iron ion binding
Source: RefSeq, a predicted model, not a curated record
AUGAGCUUUUUGUACGAGUCUUCCAGAGAUUACACCUCUCUGGUUCCCACUUCUAGCCACUUAUUCACAUCCCUGUUGGGGUUAAAGCUGAUAACCUUUGGGACCGGGACGUUCUGGCUAAUGAGCUCUGUAAGUGGCCACCGGCACAAUAAUGACAUUGAAGCCUUGCAUGCAAAAUACGGGCCUGUGGUGAGAGUUGGCCCCAACGAACUCUCGUUCGCAACGGAGGACGCCCUCAAGGCCAUCCAUAACCCACCGCCAGGCCAGCCCAUGUUUACUAAAAAGGGCACAAUUGAGUCUCUUUUGGCCAGUUUGAUCUGGUCGGCCCCAAACCUUCUCAGCACACACGACAAGGCGACCCACAAGAGGCUGCGGAAUGCCCUGCAGCCUGCGUUUACUGCAAAGGCACUACUUGAGCAGGAGGGCAUCAGUCAGUACCAUAUCGACAAGGAGGUGGAGAAGAUGUUGUCGGUUGGAUCCAAGGAUCCAAAAUCCGUGCUUAACUUGUCCGAGGAAGUGGCGGGUAUGAUUUGGGACAUUGUCGGUGAUUUGUCCUUUGGGGAGCCGCUGCAGCGGCAUCAGCGGGAUAAAUACGAGCACCUCAAGAUCACUUACGCAACUGGAGCGCCAUUCCUCGAACUCUGUCAGUUUCUGACGGAAAUUCCCAUUAUUGGACGUCUUGCAACAUUGCCCAUCAUCCUCACGCCAUUUAUAUAUCGGAAGCCCAGGCAUUUCCUACUUAUGAAUAAGCUUAAGCAGUGGAUCGACGACCAUGAUGGCGGCCGCAAGGAUUUUUUAACCGCCAUCAUGUCAGCCAGAGAAACCGCCAAUCUUACGCAUGAAGAAAUGCUUAGCAACGCGGCCCUGUUCGUCAUGGUUGGCUGCGACACUACGGCGGCCACCAUUUCGGCGCUUUUUUACCUGCUGCUCAAGCACCCGUCGAGCAUGGCCCGGCUGACGGCCGAGCUGCGCACCGCGUUUCCCCGCAAGGGCGACGUGACGGCCACCGCAACGCUCAAGCUUCCCUACCUCGGCGCCGUGAUUCAGGAGACGCUGCGACUGCUCCCGCCCAUCAACGGCCGGGGAUCGCACCGCAUCUCCCCCGGCGCCCUUGUGGACGGCAUUUACGUACCGGCGGGCGUGAUGGUCUCGGCCGACCCGUGGUCGAUUGGCCGAUCCCCUCGGUAUUGGGCCGAGCCCCAUGCGUUUCGGCCAGAGAGGUGGGUGCCGGGAGAGCAGGACGAGGGGCCCUGGCGCACAGACGUGAGGAGCGCCUGGCGUCCGUUUAUGGUCGGGCCGAGGGUGUGCAUCGGCAGGGAGAUGGCCCUGCAAUCUAUACGGCUGAUGGUCAGCAAGACCCUGGUGGAAAUGGACCUGGAAAUGGUGAAUAAAGACUUUGUCUGGGAGAGGGACGCGGCCAAUGAUUACGUCUGGUAUAAUUUCGACAUUCUUGUCAAGUGCAAACCCAGGGUUCGAGGUUGA